GAUGUGCAGGCAAGCUUGCACAAGGACGGUGAGGCAAGCGCACCGAGGACGCGCAUCUCAUGUGGAGGUUUGAUCGGAGGGGCCAGAUUUGAGGAGGUAUUGCGGAGUUCUAAAUUUGACUCAUGAACUAUGAAAGAAGUUGCGCGCGUGCUUUCAGUGAAUUUGGAUAAUUAUGGUUUGCCACAAACAUUUAUCACCCAGUUGAGAUUUCAUUGAAAUAAUCCGAAUCGUGUGUGGGAUUGUUAUUCUCAAGGUGAUGGAUACAAUUGCGUUGGCUGUGUUUAAACUUUUAGUGGUUGGAAUUUUGGUGAACUCUUGGAUGACAAGAGGUUUGUCAGCCACGGAGAAUAUCAAUGUUGAGUCUAUACCACGAAGGCCUAGUGUGGCUCUGUGCAACGAGACCCAGCUACUGUGGGAGAUGGAGGUGUGUGGGGAGGAAUUCAAGCGAAAGAUGGACCACGUGGAUCCCCAGAACUGGUGCAACUUAACACACUUCAUCAGUGAGUACCACCUCUUCUCGCUGUGCACAGAGACCAACGCCGAGCGCAUCAACUGCUACUGGCCCAACCCGCUGGUGGAGAGCUACAUUAUCCGCAUCCACAAGCACUUCUUCUUCAACUGCACCCUGGACCGGGUGAUCUUGGUGGACCCGCCGGACGACACACUCACCAUCCUCAUCCUCGUCCCUGUCUUCCUCACCCUGGCCAUGAUCGCACUGGUGGUGUGGUGCAGCAAGCGCAGCGACAUCCUGGAUUAGGAUGUUGGUUGGUUCGGUUCCCAUGUGACUGUCCAGCAUGGCUGUCCAGAGACCCAUGAACGUCUUUCAAUGUAUAUAGUUUAUUGACCCCCAGAUGAGGAAUUGGGUUAGGGAAGACAGGUAGGGAACCUACGGAGGGAACUUUUGUUUGUUCAUUGUGUCAUUUCAGGAUUAUAGUGGAUUGAAGGGAUCAAAAGAAGCCACUUAACGCCUUUGAAGGAGAUUCAAACUCAAUUUUUCUAGCUAUGGACUGUCCAAGGCCUUUUCAUAUAUAUACUAUACCCAAGGACCCAAGACACAUACGAGACAUUCAGGAUUGUUGAUCCUAUGUGUGAAAUGGGACUGAGGUCCAGGGACUGCUUCAAUAUCAUAAUUUAUAAGACAACGUUAAGCUUUUGGAUAUAUUCUCAUGAAGAGUCGUCUCAAUAGGAGAACAUGGACAAGCUGAGACCUGAAUAUGUACAGUACUUUUCUGUACCAGUGCCGUCUACUGUAAAGAAACGACAUUUUCGUCCUAAAUCGCCCACCAUGCUUUCUGUACAGUACUGUUUCUGGAACUAUUGCCUUCUUCACGCUUCCUCAUCUGUUCUUAUGUGCUGUCACUAUCGGGUCAAGCUGCAAAGACGGAUAAAAAAACAAACAUCUAAGAAAUCCUGAUUUAACUAAGCCCUAACCUUAACCACACCCCUAACCUUAUGCCUAACCCAAACCUUAAAUAAAGACAGAAAAAGCACAUUUUCAUGUUCAUACAUGUUCGUGAUAUAGGGAAUUCUGACUGCAGCUUGGCCAUUGAGUAUGAACAAGCCCUAUAUGUGUACAUUAGACUAGAGCAGUUGUUCUCUUGCAGUAAAACGGUUGUUUGUGGGGCGCCGGCCUGCGCAACCAAAUUUACCUUCAUUAUUUCUCAUGUCUCUGGGUUGUCGUGGCAAUGCCUCAGAAGUUGUUAUCACUGAUUGCACUGCUUAUUUGGUGUAAUCUCAGCAGGAAUUCUGCUCACACUAAUUUUUAUUUAAUUCCCCUGUUUAAUCGUUCCGAGGUGUGGGAGGUAGGAACAUAAAUCAAUGUCAAGAUUACGGACUCAUUUUGAGAUAGUUUCAUUUUGCCAGAAGUAAACUUUUGGUAUUGAGGAGCUAUUGGAUUAUUUACUGUACUGCUAUUUAAUGUUUUAAUUAAAUGACUUAGAAUAAGUCCCUGCUUUGGUUAUUAA
Messenger RNA from Coregonus clupeaformis (lake whitefish), 1964 nucleotides. Its product is annotated as receptor activity-modifying protein 3. The record is from RefSeq and is a predicted model, not a curated record. Bases 257 to 757 code for a protein of 166 amino acids. NCBI's taxonomy places the organism in Eukaryota, Metazoa, Chordata, Actinopteri, Salmoniformes, Salmonidae. Gene Ontology annotation, molecular function: coreceptor activity. Gene Ontology annotation, cellular component: cell surface; membrane; signaling receptor complex. Gene Ontology annotation, biological process: protein localization to plasma membrane; G protein-coupled receptor signaling pathway; receptor internalization. The transcript is spliced from 4 exons.